This is a messenger RNA of Trichoderma asperellum CBS 433.97, 908 nucleotides long. NCBI's taxonomy places the organism in Eukaryota, Fungi, Ascomycota, Sordariomycetes, Hypocreales, Hypocreaceae. The record is from RefSeq and is a predicted model, not a curated record.
GCACGAUGAGGGAAAAAUUGAUGCCUUUUAUUGGGCCUACCUACAUGUCAUAGGCGCUAUCUUUUGGUACUUAAACUCCACUGGGCCACGCGCGCUAUCCUCAACUUCUUUGGCCUUACUUCAGCAGCAAUCUAUUAUUACCACCUACGUCGAGACACAAUGCGCCUUUUCAUCCACGUUAUGCCUCUGGCUCUCUUGUUCAAUCUGCUUCUUGCAGAGUCCUUGUACUUCACAUCUCCACCUAUUCUUGAAGCUAGCCAAGAAAGCGUCGCUGCAAUAAGUAUUCCUCCGAUCGGAGUGGGCUGUAAACAUGGAGACGAUUUUCAGUGCAUUGGCACUAGCGGGGGUGGAAAAACUAAAACUAUUUGUCGUUGUGUGGGCGAAAAAUUAUACCGACAUCGUACGGAGAAGCCCGAAAUGAAGCCAGCAUCCAUAGCUUGUGCGGACACUGGAUUCCCAAUCACAGUGGAGAAAGGUACACAAACAACCAACAGCUCACAUGCAGGUUCUCCUCGGCCCACUACAGGCUGGGGUGUGUGUCUGUCAUCAGUGCCGCCUCUCAAGAUGGAUAAUUUUACUUCAAAAGUCCAACCAACAGCAUACAUGUACUUGCAGCAUCCUGGAUCAAUCGGAAGCAAUGCAUCGCAUCCGCCGGCGCUCAAGGUCCCCCCAAAGCCAAUACAGUCUCAAAUACCCGCUCAUGACACAGUCACUACGAGUUCGUCAACCCCCUUGAAAGGGCCUUUGACUGCUGCCCUAGUAUUGGUCUCCACUUUCGCCGUUCUCUUUGCGCUAGCGGCGUAGUAGGCCUACUAGGACGAAUUGGGUGGACGAAUUUGGGCUGUAUGGAUCUGCGGGCUGUUUGGCACGAAGGAAGUCAAGCUGUAGUUUCUUCUCUACCUAUAUAA